AUGGCAAUACGCGGCUCAGAUCGCGGCGAUGUGCCGCCGCCAUUGCCGCCGCCCCGGCUGGUGCCCAUCAACGGUCCCGUCGAUCCGAUGCUGCAGUACAAGGAGAGCCUGCGCCGGGACGACUAUGGGAGCCCUGAGAGCGAUUCGUUUGGGCAUAGCUUCCGCCGACGAGACUUGUCUUUCCGGAGCGACCUCUCUGAUGAUGGCUAUCACAGCCUCGACAGCAUCAGGUCCUCCGGGUUUCCCCCUUCGCCCUACGGCCAGCACCCGUUGAAAGGCUUUGGGCCACGGCCCCAUGGCGACUCAAUAGACAGCUCAAUGCUCGACAAGCUAAACCGGUGCGGUAGGCGAUCGGGCCUCAGCGCGUCGGUCAACGACCUGCCAGGCCCUCGCCCGCACCACGCGCAAGUGACGACGCUCUCGCUCCCGCACCGCACGAGACAGCCCUUCCAUCUCGACACGUCCUUCACAAAGUCACCCGGCGCCGGCGGCUUCUCGGCCACGUCUCCGAUAUACGGGCCUUUCGGCCGCGGCGCACGGGGAUCCUUGGGUGCCGACAGCAGCGACUUCGAACGCUCGCCCCUACCGCGAACGCAGAUGCUGCCGGGCUCGAUCCCAGAAGACAGCACGCCGUCGUCCUACGGCGGGCAUGACGUGCGCGAUGAAGAGGUGGACUUCCCCAUGGACGAGACCACGCGUAUGCGCAGCCUUGCCAUCGAAGAUCAAGAGCGAGAACGAGAACGAGAGCGAGAACGAGAAAGAGAGUUGCGGGAAAGAGACUGCUACCAGCCCGGCCAGAAACGCCGGGCAUCGUCGCCGCCCAGCGAUGAUGCGGCCCUCGCCAACGAGAUGCCGCGGAGGCGAGACCACGGUCUCAUGGGCCGGGGCUCGCCCGCACCGAGGUUGCUCGUGAUACCGCAAAACUCGGUGUCGAGCGUGUCCUCUGCGGUGAGCCGGAGUGGUAGCUUCGCCAGCAAUCUUACGGCCAGCAGCAUGACAAGUAUCGGUUCCUUUGGACGCCGCUCGCCCAACGGUCUGUCGCCCGGCGGCCUGUCGCCGACGGAUGCGCUGAGUUCGAGCAGCCCUUAUGCCCCGCCGUCCAGCAUAGCGACGACCUCGCCCCGCGCGUCGCUGGGGCGUAGCACCGCCGGUAUAGCCCCGUCACCGCAUCAGUUGACACCAAGUGAGCAGAUGCUUCCAGCACAGGUUACGCGCACGGUGGUCUCGCCCCGGAAGCGCGCCGAAAUCUCCAAGAGCCACGGCAGCCUGGCGUCUAAACUCAAGGGGCCUUACAUGUGCGAAUGCUGUCCCAAGAAGCCCAAGAAAUUCGAGACGGAAGAAGAGCUCAGAGCACACGAGUCCGAGAAGCAGUACGAGUGCACGUUCUGCGGCAACCGCUUCAAGAACAAGAACGAGGCCGAGCGGCACCAGAACUCGCUGCACGUCCGCCGGCACAGCUGGUCCUGCUCGGCGCUGCGGAGCUACGAGAGCGCCUUCCACGACAGCGCGAUCCGACCCGGCGAGGCGGACGUGUGCGGUUACUGCGGCGAGGAGUUCCCCCGGACCGGGUGCCAGGACGCGGGCGCGGCCUGCGUGAGCGACCAGGACUGGGAGGAGCGCGUCCGGCACCUGCAGGAUCAGCACAAGUUCCGCGAGUGCAACUCGGCCAAGAAGUUCUACCGCGCCGACCACUUCCGCCAGCACCUCAAGCACAGCCAUGCCGGCACCAGCGGGAAAUGGACCAACAUGCUGGAGAAUGCCUGCAUGGUUGAGGAAGAGCCCCCCACAUCAUCAGCUGCGACGAGAUGA
Molecule: messenger RNA, 1809 nt
Organism: Chaetomium strumarium
Lineage: Eukaryota; Fungi; Ascomycota; Sordariomycetes; Sordariales; Chaetomiaceae
Exons: 4
Coding region: 1-1809 (602 amino acids)
Biological process (GO): regulation of transcription by RNA polymerase II
Cellular component (GO): nucleus
Molecular function (GO): RNA polymerase II transcription regulatory region sequence-specific DNA binding; DNA-binding transcription factor activity, RNA polymerase II-specific
Source: RefSeq, a predicted model, not a curated record